Molecule: messenger RNA, 2879 nt
Organism: Caenorhabditis auriculariae
Lineage: Eukaryota; Metazoa; Nematoda; Chromadorea; Rhabditida; Rhabditidae
Source: the annotation of a GenBank genome assembly
AUGCUUUGGUUCUGCGUAGUGCCGCUCAUCCUGGGCUUGUCAAAAGCUUGCGCUCCUAUCAAUAGUGAGUUUUUAUCGAUUGGUCAAGCUCUUCUUUAAAUCAAAGCCAGUUAUAUGUCUUAUCUACCAUAAACAAGUUAUACUCCAUUCAACACUUUAAAAAUCAAAUGAAAGUUUAAACACUCAAAUAAAAAAACUUUUGCGAUAAACUUUUUUUAUCUCAAGCUAGCUUUGAAUAAACUAUAAAAGUUGGUUACGUUCAUUUUUUUCCCUCAACUCUGAUUUCUUAAAAAAACUUGCAGAAACAUUUCGUCGCGUUUUUGAAAAAAAUGGUAAGAAAAAUUAAAAAGAAAAAAAGAAAGUUAUGGGGGAACCGCUGAGACUUUUUUUCUCGAAAAAAAGAUUUUUUUUGUAAUUUUUUUGAAAUUUCUAGGAUAUUUAUAUAGUAAAUCAAACAGUGUCGGGCUAAACUAUCGAAGUUUUUUUCCUAUAGCCAAGUUGAUUUUUUUGCGAGACAAAAAAACCUGUCAAAUAAAAAAAUUUUCAUAAAAAAAUGUUUUUCUUCACAGGUGGGGUUAGUCAAUCCACCUAGUGGACUUUUUUUCCCUCCUUGCAUCACCAUACCAUCCCGAUGUUGCGAAAAAAUUGAUUGAUUCUGAUUCUAAUGCAAAACGAUAUAUUAUAGAAUCUUCAAAAAAAGUAGCGUGUUUGACGCAUGAAACUAUGUACAGGCCACUUCUAGCCUUUCGGUGGUCGAGACUAAUCUUUCGGCCGCUGUCUGUGAGUGGCUGUUUGAGAAGAAAACAUAAGGACUGUCUGGGCUUGUCGACAAUGGAAACCUCUUCGCCGAACAAUUGAAUGGUCGUGUUUCGGGGGUCCAUCGAGUUCAGGCCAAAAAUGACUUUUUCUCUUCCAGGCGGAUGAACAAAAAUCACGCAAAACUGUCCGAGAAGGGGUUUCAAGAAAUACUAGUAAAGUAGAAUAAAACGACAAUUUUUCGGUAACUUUAUUUGGAAUGAACUCAAAGUUAACACUUUCUUAAAAAAAAUAAAAGUUCCUGUCUGUUUAAAAAUUAGUAAUUUCAUAUUUUUCUGAAGUAAACGGUUCAUUCACGAACAAGAUUAUUUGUUACAUGAUAAAGAUUUUCACAAAAAAAAAACCUUCGAAUUUUCCUAAAAGGCGAUGAUUGCCGGAAAAAAACCACCCUUUCUGGUUUUUUCCCUUUAAAUUUUCCUUUGAGUUACUAAAUGGAAAACUCUCAAAACACUCUUUUCCUGAGUUUAUUCUAGACUCGAGUACUUUUGCUUCGGUAAAAAUUCUUUUUCAUUUUGCAGAUCCUGUACAACUGGGAUUUCCUACACUAACCCUACCGAAGAUUUUGAACAACCCUGAAGUUCCGCGAAAUCUACAGCUCACUUCAGAUGAUUAUGUACAGCACGAAGAUGACACUGUUAUGCCACUUCAAAGGUUUCUGAAACUAGAUCUAUCCGUGGAGCCUCAGAUUUAUAAUUAUAUGAGCUUUUCGUGUAAGUAAACGUUAAUAGGACAGAAAAGUCUGAAACUUAUUGCCUAGAAAAAAGCUAAGUUAUUUUUUUUAAUUUCUGAGAAACUCCUUGUGAGGCUUUUCUGUUUAUACAAAUCCAAAAUGAGCUCUAAAAAAAAUCAAGUUUCAUUUGCAACUGCAGAAUUUGAAAGUUUUAAAAAUUGUCCUCAGGGACACGGUCCUUCCUUUGAGCGGCGAACCAAUAGGACUGCGAGCUCCGAUUUUCAAUUUUUUCCGGCCAUGGGCCAAUCCCAAACUCGUAUCUACUGUUAAUUAUGUAAGUCAUAUUUUCUAAGAGGUUGCAAACAGGACUUUCAGAAAAACACACAAGAAGUUCUUUUGACCGCAGAGCUUUCUCCGCCAAUGAAUUGGACUUACUGUGAGCCGAUUUGUGGUGUAGGAGACCAAGCUGUUGAUUCCGAAAAUGCAUUGGAGAACGCUGGAGAUGAUAUUAAAGAUGCUGUGGGUCUUCAGCUUUUCGAGAACCGAGAAAUGAUGAUAAAAAGCUCAAAACUCUGUUCAUAACUCGGUUGGAAAAUUCUGCAUUUUUUCGAGAAUCAUGAGAAUUUUAGAGUUUUGUCAAUGAUGACACUUUUCAGGCCUUUAUUUUAAUGGAUUUUUGCCUAUUGGUUCUUUGAAAAAGUCAAAGUUCAUCAAUGUUUUACGAAUUACUUUGUGGAAAAAUGUUUUCAUACUUUUUCAGGUCCGCGCAGCUUGCGAAAAGUCGUUGAUUGCGUGUGACGACAAAAGCAUAGUUCUAGAAGUCAUUUUUUGUUCUUUUUGAGUUUCUCCAAUUUCGUGAACUUUCAGUACCAACCCGAGUCAAUCCUUGUUGAAGACUUUGGGCCUUACUUUGACAUCAACGGAAACAGAUAUCGACUGAGUGGGAAAAUUGUGGCAUACCGCAUAAAUAGCACAAACCCUGAGAAUGCUUCUAACUUCUAUAAAAAGGUUUUUUUCUGACCUCUUGAUUAUUUUCCUUUGCUUUUUUUCAGAUGACUAUCCGCUUCCAAACAAAGGUCAAAAUUACUUCACAACAAGCUCGCGAUCUCAAACAAACGGUUUUUUCAUGAAACUUUGAAAAGGGUUUUUUUUUUUUGGAAAACUAACAAGAUUGAGAACGUAAAUCGAAAAGAAGUUUUCUAGCCAAGUUUCAGAAAUUACCUCAUCAGCUCCAAUUUUUUCAAAAAUUAAAAAAGUUUUUUUUUAAGUCUGAUGUUUUCCAUUUAAUUGAGAAUAAAAAUUUAUCAAAGUUAACUUUUUUUGAAUUCAGGUCAUCGACUACCUAUCAGCUCGAAAAGGUGUCCACGUGAUGACAGAUUUCUCCAAGUUUUGA